This is a messenger RNA of Menidia menidia (Atlantic silverside), 1235 nucleotides long. The record is from the annotation of a GenBank genome assembly. Lineage: Eukaryota; Metazoa; Chordata; Actinopteri; Atheriniformes; Atherinopsidae.
UUGCAUGACGCCCACCUUCCACCCAUGUAUUUGUGGACAGGAAAUUGAUAACUGUCUUUCGCAGAUAUGGAAAAGUCCUCUCUUUAUGCGGUAACAAUGUCUCCUUUAUCAAGACUCAGUGACAUACUUCUUCCACGAACACACUUCAAACAGCAGUGCAGGUUUAUCUCCCACAAAGUGCACUUUGGCUCUGAGAGCGACAAGUCAACACAUUUACACUCCUAUAUAAACAGCUGUGGCCAGCGGUGCCUCUUACUCUGUUUUCCUUUCGCAGACAUUUCUCAGGAGGAAUACAAUCUGCAACCAUGAAUAAGCUGCUGGUCAUCUCUGUGCUCAUUGCACUUCUUGCUCUAAGCGCUGAAAGCUUUCGUGUACCGAGGCAGGCUGAAGAGGAGGCUGGAACCCUGAGCAAGCUCACAGAUGCGGUCAAGUCCUACUAUGACGGCGCCGUCGACACUGUCAGCGGAUACGUGGAGAGCAUCAAGGGUCUGAAGCUGGAGGAGAAGGCAAAGAAUCUUUACACUGACACCACCACAGUGGUCAGCACCUAUGCUGGCAUUAUGCAAGAUCAGCUUUACCAUAUUUUAUACAACCAGCAAUAAAUAAAUGAAAGAGUGGAAACUCAUUGUGAAUGACCUCAGCAUCCAUUUCUGACAAUGCAAGAAUCCUCAUGAAAUGUCCACAAACCAUCUGACAUUUCGAACUCGUCCCACAUUUCACGACAUGGAGCCUGAAACAGCAACAACAGAAAUAAUGGACACGGUGCUCUUUGCGAUGUUUUCAUCUGCUAAUCCAAAAAAUCAUUGUUAAAAAAAGAACUAAAGGCUUGCAGCUUGCCCAGAGGAGCUGGAAGGAAAAGUCUGGCACAAGGGCCACUGAGCAUCUUCACACACACACCUCUAAUGUCCCUAUGGGCUUCAAGAGUUGGAAAACAAUCAGAUGUGCAAAAUAACAAUGACCAUAAUCUUGUAAUCUGACUCCACCUAGUGGUGGUUCUGUCUCCCCCCAGUUGACGCUAAUGGACAUCCAACGUUGAAAUUUGAAUAUUUGUGUCAUAUCUUGAAAUAAAAUAUUUAUACAAGCAGUGGUGCUUCUCUUGUAUUCACUCCCCCUUAUUGUAGUGCGCGUUUCAAGUUUGUGUCUUCUGUCACCGUAGAGAUGAACACAAAUAUUAAUUUGCAAUGAGACAAGACAGUUGUGAUCAGGGACUCUGUUUCAAUUAAAAUUGGAUGAAA